Molecule: messenger RNA, 3803 nt
Organism: Crotalus tigris (Tiger rattlesnake)
Lineage: Eukaryota; Metazoa; Chordata; Lepidosauria; Squamata; Viperidae
Gene: PEX2
Product: peroxisomal biogenesis factor 2
Exons: 3
Coding region: 2671-3576 (301 amino acids)
Biological process (GO): protein import into peroxisome matrix
Cellular component (GO): peroxisomal membrane
Molecular function (GO): zinc ion binding
Source: RefSeq, a predicted model, not a curated record
GUGUGUGUGUGUGUGUGCGUGUGUGUGUGUGUAUAUAUAUAUAUACACACACAUACAUAUAUACAUACAUAUAUACAUAUAUAUUACACAUACACACACACAAACAUAAAAUUGAAAUUCCAAUGGAAUUUAACUUACUGCUAUACCCACUACAAUUGUUUUGUUAAGUCAGAGACACUCUUUUAUAUUACUGUAUAUGUGUGUUUGUACCCAUUUCAUUCAUUGUAUGCCAGAAAUAUUUCAAACUUCUUAAAUUGAUAACAUAUGCUAGAAAGGAGAUUCUAGUUUUAAAGUAUGGCCAAUGUACAAUACUCAAUCUUGAUCCAAGAGAAAUUACUAUAAGGAUAUUAAUGCUACAUUAGGAGACACAUUUAAUUUCCUUUCGAAGUCCAUGAUACUUCCCUUAAAAUAAGAUUUUAAAAUAAAAAUGUGAAUGAGCUUACAGGACAUAGUGAGUUGCUUUAUGCCAUUAUCCUUAUCAAAAAUGUCAUAGAAAUUAUUUUGUGUACUUUCCUGUGUAUAAAUAAAAAAAUUGUUAAAACAUUUGGAUGUUCCGCUGCUACAAUAAGCAGUUUUACAAAAUUAUUUUUCAUUUAGUUUAGGAAUAUAUCAUCUUCGUAUAGGAAUGUAUUUGUUUGUUUAUGUGGGAUAUAAAAAGGGAUGAGGUUUUGAUAAGGGAUUCAUUUUUACAAAUUCAUAAAAAAUAGGGAAGAUUCUUAUUAAAUAUUAAAAGAAAUUGUGUGCAUUUUAUUAGUGGAAGGCUAAAAAUUAAGUUUUAAUGCAUGAAAUUCUAAACUUUGUUUAUAGAGAAAUGUACCAAUAAGCGGUGCUGUGGGAAACUAGAUGAAUUAAGUAUCUGAAACUACUAUAUGGUCAUAAGUCAUCAUGCAGUACUAAAUGUCACAGUGACUCAUUGAGGAACUUCUUUACAUACUAUGGUAGAAAUAUUUCCAAACAGUCUAUUGUUCUGUAAAUCAGAAAAUAAAAUUCUCCUAGAAUUUUAAAAAUAAUUUGCAAUGGAGAGUGCUUUGAAUUAAGAGAUUUUGUAAGCUGUAUUUUUCCAAAGUAAACAUUGCUAUAAUAAUUAAAAUAUACUAAUGCCCUAUAAUAAAUUAAAACUUUUCUACAAUUUGGAAGUGUAAUUCAUAAUCACCAGUCAGACAACCCCAUGGUUUUAUCAUUGCAUAACUCUAAUAUCAAUAUCUUGGAAAAGCCUGAUAUUAAUUUUUUUUACUAUGCACCUAUAAAAAUGUUUAAGUUGGUAUUUUCAAAGACAAGGCUAUAGGCUGUUACAAAGUUGUUCUACAGUGUGUAGAAGUUUUAGAAGCCAUACCUGGAAUUACUGAGAAAAGUAGUUAUUUGCUGAAGUAUUCUCAUUCAGCCUUAAAAGACAAUGGUCAACUAUUUCUGAAAAAAUUCCCAAGACUCAAUUUAAAGUACCCCCCACCCUCUAAAAAAGGGGGAAUGCACAUGAAUUCUGAUCAGUCAUAAACAACUGCUGGUGGCAAAGUGCCCAAAUCUCAAUCAUAUGACCAUGAAAAUUCUUAUGAUGGUCAUAAGUGCAAGGACUGAUUGUCAAGUUAUUUUUCCAUUGAAUUGUAACUUCAAACAGUUGCUAAACUAAGCAGCUAAAUUCUAAUUCCAUUUAAAUUUAUUAAUUUUAUUAAAUUUAUAUGUAGUUGUUACAUGUUAUAAAGCAUUGUUUUUUCUUUAGUUAUAAUAAAAAGACUAAAUAGGCCACAUAAAAACAGUCAUUUAAAAAUAUUUUCAGAAAUUCAAGUAAUGUGCAAAUAACGUUCAAGUUACUAAAGUUUAUUAAGUAUUAGGUAUCUGCAGAGAGGUUAACAAAUCUAGGUCUGUAGUAUACUUUCAAAAGUAUAGAAAAGCAUUUAAAAGCAUUAGAAAGCAUUUAACUGAAGCAUAUAGAAAUUCAAAAUAUAAAAUGAAAUUAAUCUUUUUGAAAGUUAUUUAAGCUAUGACAUAAUAAUGACAAACUAAUUUUAUAGUGAUGAAGAGAUAAUAUGUAAUUCUGGUGAGGCUUUUGUUGAAGCAACCUACCUGUCUUGAGUGUAUAAUACAAAGGACAGUCUUGUCAUACUAUAUGCAGGCACAGAUUUCUUCACUAUUCUUCACUAGUCAAUUCCCUGCAUUCAGUAGUUAGCUUAACAGCACAACUCUCAAGAACUCUAUGUAGUUUAAUUAAGCAUUAAAUAUAAACUACUAUUGAAAUUGGAGGAAACCAUAUUUAUUCAGAAUAUCAGUGGCUAGGGCAGGCAGCUGGCUCAGGAAUUCUGGGAGUUGAAGUCCAUGAGUCAUAAAAUAGCCAAGGUUGCCUACCCCUGUGCUAGGGAAAUCAAGAAUCCAACCAUGUGAAUAUAUGCCUGUGCAUGCUUGUCUCUGUGUGUGUGUGUAACACGUAUGAGCUUCAGUGUUUAAAUCCUAGAUUUGUUUCUCCUGCUUUUUCAUAGAAAUGGACUUUUUGCUACUCUGCUUCCAGACUGGGAAGUAAACGACACCUGCCUAUGUCUGAGCCUUCUAGUUUUCCAUCUUGCCAGCUUCAGUUCUCAGAGGUCUUAAGAAGGUUGUAAAUAUAAGGAUUGAUCAAAAGGAUACAUUUUCAUCACUCCAUAGCUCCAAAGAGACGCUAAACAAGAGGGCUCCGUGUUGACCAUGGCAUCGGACAGCAAUGUCACCAAAAUGAUUCCUGUCCUCAGAAUUAGUCAGCUGGAUGCACUUGAACUGAACAAAGCCUUGGAACAGCUAGUUUGGUCCCAGUUCACUUGCUGUUUUCAUGGAUUUAAACCUGGACUCUUGGCUCGCUUUGAACCAGAAAUUAAAGCAUCUUUGUGGAUUUUUUUGUGGAGAUUCACCAUCUGUUCCAAGAAUGCAACAGUGGGGCAGGCUCUACUGAAUAUUCAAUACACAAAUGAUUUAUCCCAGAUACAAAAAUAUCAGACAUUGAGCAAACAACAGAAAUUAUGGUAUCUUAUUUGUACUGUUGGUGGGAAAUGGCUGGAAGAAAGGUGUUAUGAUUUAUUUAGCAAACGUCCAUUGGACUCAUUCCAAAGGACAAAAUAUUUUAUUAACUUAAUAGUCAGGCUUCUCAGACUUUGUGAGUUGCUAAACUUUCUAAUUUUUCUUCAGAAGGGAAAAUUUGCUACACUUACUGAACGUAUUUUAGGAAUCAGAUCAGUGUUCUGUCAGCCACAGGGUGUCCGUCCCAUUGCAUUUGAAUUCAUGAACCGAGAACUCUUGUGGCAUGGAUUUGCUGAAUUUCUGGUGUUUCUUUUGCCACUUAUUAACAUGCAUAAACUCAAACUCAAGAUUUCUUCUUGGUCUUUACCUGUUAGGAAAAACUUCAAUAAUGAAAAUACGUCAGAAAUAAGUCAUAAGGAAUGUUCUGUGUGUGGGGAAUGGCCUACUAUGCCUCAUACUAUUGGCUGCUCACAUGUUUUUUGUUACUAUUGCAUUAAAAGUUGCUUCUUAUCAGAUAUAUACUUUACCUGUCCUAAAUGUGGUACUGAGAUGCAAGAUAUCCAACCAUUAAAAUAUAAGCUAGAAAUGAAAGAAAUAUAACUGACUUGAUAAUAUUUUCCUCAAACUCAUAACAGAAUAUAAUUUGUAAAACUGACGGAAAUAAUUUACAUAUACUGUAUAUUUUAGCUGGGUCCCUUCUGCCCCAUACAAUGUUGGUUUUGUGUUUCUAUAAUUCUUUACUAUAUAGACUGUUUUAUUUACUAUAAACAAGUGCUCUAAUACUGUCAUGUACUUGACACCUAAUAAACUGCUUUGUAAAAGAUAAA